This is a messenger RNA of Ictidomys tridecemlineatus (thirteen-lined ground squirrel), 3236 nucleotides long. NCBI's taxonomy places the organism in Eukaryota, Metazoa, Chordata, Mammalia, Rodentia, Sciuridae. The record is from RefSeq and is a predicted model, not a curated record.
AGUUGUAAUGCAUUCUGCUGUCAUAUAUAACAAAUAAGAAUAAAAAUUUAAAAAGAAACAGCAGUAACGCGGCUUUCUAGGGCUACAGCAACCAGGGCAGGACGAGGGACGCCUACACGGUGCUGAUGACAUCACUUCCGGGGCGCCAGUCUCCGGCUUGAUUGUGCCGGAGAGAGGCAGUCUGCCGGUUUUGCUAGGGAAAGGAGACGGGUGCUAGGUACUGAGGUUCGGGAGGGAGGAGGGUGGAAUUGCUAACCUUUCGCCCCACUAUGGUUUCGUGCAACUGGAGAAGAGGUUUCCCCCUUAACUUAGAGCAGCCCCCUACCCUUUUUCUUAGAGCAGAGAGCCCAUUGCCAUCCUAGUCACCCGGUCACUCAGCAGCGUUCUUGCUCUGAAAGGCAAGUACUUUUCACAAUCUGCCCUUCCCGGAUUGAGUUACUGCAAAUCUAUUUCUCUGUCUGGGCCUCAUUCCUUGAGCUGCCCUUUGUGACUAGGUCGCUCAUCUGUAAUCUCUGGAUGUUCUCUGUCAAGUUUCGAUACUAUUCGCUGCCUUUUUAAACCCCUAAUUGUGUCCAUUCGUGUGAUAGGGAAAGGACCUACUUUGCAGUAAGAAAAUACUAGGGUGCUUUAAUGAUGGAUUAUUAAUUUGUGGGAGAAAAACGAGUUGAGAAGAAACUUGUAAUGAUAAACCUGGUGGCAAAAAAAGGAGAUUUAAUUCCUAAGAUUGUAAUUAAGGAUAAAAUAUGUGUUGGGUUGCACUAUUUUAGUUUAGAUAUGUUUCUUUAGAAUGAACUUCAUGAAAAGACUUAUUUCUAAACUACAAGAUUGCAUCUUGAUGGGUGUGCAUAUGUGUGUCUUACAUGAACUUUUGUUUUAAAACCAAAUGAUUAAAUUUUAUUUUGAGAAAUGUUUCCAGGAUAUAGGAUGCAUUUAUUUUUAUCUCUUCUAUUUGCAUUUGUUGUUUGAUAUAAAAAAAGAAACAUUUUAUCUUGGUUUUAACUAUGAAAAAAUAGCAGUUUUUAGAGAAAUAUCCAUGUAAUUAAUAUUAGUUGUUUUGUAAAGAAUAACGAAUAGAUUGGUAAGAAUGGCAUGAAAACAAUAUUACAAGUUGAGUAUCCUUAUCCACUUAUCCAAAAUGCUUGAGAGCAGCAGUGUCUCAAAUUUCAGACUUUUUUUUGUUUUGUUUUUUGGGGUGGGGUGAUGAUUUUGGAAUAUUAGUAUAUAUAUGAGAUAUCUUGGGAAUGGGAUCCUAGUCUAAAAUGAAUUCAAGUAUAUUUCAAAUAUACCUUACUUUAUACUUAUUGCUGGAAGUUAAUUUUUAUAUAAUAUUUUAAUGUACCUGUUUUGACUGAUAUAAUUCAUGGAGUCAGGUGUGAAAUUUUUCACUUCUGUCAUCAUAUCAGUACUCAAAAAAUUUCAGUUUUUGGAGUGUUUCAGAUUUUUAAAUUAGGGAUCCUCAACCUUUAAUAUUACAGAAUGUUUUAUCUGAUUUCUCUUUCCCUCUUGAAAAACCUCAUACUCAUUAAUACUUUUAUUUACAUCGACAGGUUGCUGGGACUUUUAUAAAAUUUUGGUAACUCUUGCAGAGUUUCUUAUAGUUCUAAAAAAGUAUGUAUUGAAAAAUAAGUCACACAUAUUAUUUUAAGUGAGUGGGUUAAUUGCUAAUGUUAAUUCCAAGUAAUGUUUGUUUUUAUAAUUAUUUUCCAGGAAUUAUCUAUAUACUAGUAAUAAUGCUAAUAUUGAAUAAGACAGUGCAAGUUUUUUUUAAACCAUCCAAAAGGAAAGUUGAUGGAUUUUUAAGAAGUUUUAAUUUUCAUCCUGGAACACUAUUUCUUCAUAAAAUAGUAUUGGGUAUUGAAACAAGCUGUGAUGAUACAGCAGCUGCAGUGGUAGAUGAAACUGGAAAUGUGUUGGGAGAAGCAAUACAUUCCCAAACUGAAGUUCAUUUAAAAACAGGUGGGAUUAUUCCUCCAGUAGCUCAACAACUUCAUAGAGAAAACAUUCAACGAAUAGUACAAGAAGCUCUUUGUGCCAGUGGAAUAUGUCCAAGUGAACUCUCAGCGAUUGCAACUACCAUAAAGCCAGGACUUGCUUUAAGCUUAGGAGUAGGCUUAUCAUUUAGUUUACAGCUGGUAGACCAGUUGAAAAAGCCAUUCAUCCCCAUUCAUCAUAUGGAAGCUCACGCACUUACUAUUAGGUUGACCAAUAAAGUAGAGUUUCCAUUUUUAGUUCUUUUGAUUUCUGGAGGUCACUGUCUCUUGGCAUUAGUUCGAGGAGUUUCAGAUUUUCUGCUUCUUGGAAAGUCUUUGGACAUUGCACCAGGUGACAUGCUUGACAAGGUAGCAAGAAGACUCUCUUUAAUCAAACAUCCAGAAUGCUCCACCAUGAGUGGUGGGAAGGCUAUAGAACAUUUGGCCAAACAAGGAAACAGAUUUCAUUUUGAUAUGAAUCCACCCAUGCAGCGUGCUAAAAAUUGUGAUUUUUCUUUUACUGGGCUUCAACAUGUUAUCGAUAAAAUAAUAAUGCAAAAGGAGAAAGAGGAAGGAAUUGAGAAGGGGCAAAUCCUGUCUUCAGCUGCAGACAUUGCUGCUGCAGUACAGCAUACAACUGCAUGCCACAUUGCAAAAAGAACACAUCGUGCUAUUCUGUUUUGCAAGCAGAGAGACUUGCUAUCUCAAAGUAAUGCAGUACUAGUUGUAUCUGGAGGUGUUGCAAGUAACUUGUAUAUACGGAGAGCUCUGGAAAUUGUAACAAAUGCAACACAAUGCACUUUGUUGUGUCCUCCCCCAAGACUAUGCACUGAUAAUGGCAUUAUGAUUGCAUGGAAUGGUAUCGAAAGAUUACGUGCUGGCUUGGGCAUUUUAGACAACAUAGAAGGCAUCCGCUACGAACCAAAAUGUCCUCUUGGAGUAGAUAUAUCAAAAGAAGUUGCAGAAGCUGCCAUCAAAGUACCACGACUUAAAAUGAAGAUUUGAUGUUUGCUUUUCAAAAAAGUCUCCACAGGUAUUUUGUAUUCUGUCACUAAUUUACACACUUCAAACAACUGAGUCAUUUAAUCUGCAUGAAGUAAUGGGAAGAAGAGACACUGCAACUGGAUUUUGAAGAAAACAGAUCCAAGAAAGGGUUGCAUUUUUCCUAUUCCACAAAGUUGUUAUUUAGGUUAACUGGGGGAAUGACUGAAAAUACUACUUACACUGUUUAUCCUAAAUUAAAUUAAAUUUUUGAAUCAAUGGAAA